This is a messenger RNA of Antechinus flavipes (yellow-footed antechinus), 3972 nucleotides long. It is a transcript of the gene MYB, whose product is annotated as MYB proto-oncogene, transcription factor. Gene Ontology annotation, molecular function: DNA-binding transcription factor activity, RNA polymerase II-specific; RNA polymerase II cis-regulatory region sequence-specific DNA binding. NCBI's taxonomy places the organism in Eukaryota, Metazoa, Chordata, Mammalia, Dasyuromorphia, Dasyuridae. The record is from RefSeq and is a predicted model, not a curated record. The coding region runs from base 223 to 2502 and encodes 759 amino acids. Gene Ontology annotation, cellular component: nucleus. Gene Ontology annotation, biological process: regulation of DNA-templated transcription. The transcript has 16 exons.
GUUUGAUGGCAUCUCUGUUUACAGAGUUUACUCUUUAAUAUCAACCUGUUUCCUCCUCCUCCUUCUCCUCCUCCUCCUCUACGAUCUCCUCCUCCUCCUCCUCCUUCUCCUGAGAAACUUCAUUCGGGUGGUGUGGAGCUCCAUUAAGCAGCCGGCGAAGGCAGGGGCAGCCCCCCUCCCCAUCCAGUCCCCGCUUCCCGGUGCUAAGUGCCUAGCAGCAGGAUGGCCAGGAGACCCAGGCACAGUAUAUAUAGUAGUGAUGAGGAUGAAGAAGAUAUUGACAUAUAUGAUCAUGACUACGAUGGACUACUUCCCAAGACUGGGAAACGACACUUAGGAAAAACCAGGUGGACCAGAGAGGAGGAUGAGAAGCUAAAGAAGCUAGUGGAACAAAAUGGAACAGAUGAUUGGAAAAUUAUUGCUAAUUUUCUUCCUAAUCGGACAGAUGUACAGUGCCAGCAUCGAUGGCAAAAAGUACUGAAUCCUGAACUAAUCAAAGGACCAUGGACGAAAGAAGAAGAUCAGCGAGUGAUAGAACUUGUACAGAAAUAUGGUCCGAAACGUUGGUCUGUUAUUGCCAAGCACUUGAAGGGAAGAAUUGGAAAACAAUGUAGGGAGAGGUGGCACAACCAUUUAAAUCCAGAAGUUAAGAAAACCUCCUGGACCGAAGAGGAAGACAGAAUAAUAUACCAGGCACACAAGAGACUGGGGAACAGAUGGGCAGAAAUCGCAAAACUACUGCCGGGACGAACUGAUAAUGCUAUCAAGAACCACUGGAAUUCUACAAUGCGUCGAAAGGUUGAACAAGAAGGUUAUCUCCAGGAGUCUCCCAAGGCCAACCAGCCAACAGUAGCCACAAGUUUUCAGAAGAACAAUCAUUUAAUGGGUUUUGCCCACACACCACCCUCUGCACAGCUCCCAUCAACUGCCCAGACCCCAGUUAGCAACGACUAUUCCUAUUAUCAUAUCUCUGAAACACAAAAUGUCUCCGGUCAGAUUCCAUAUCCUGUCGCAUUGCAUGUAAAUAUUGUCAAUGUCCCUCAGCCAGCUGCUGCAGCUAUUCAGAGACACUAUAAUGAUGAAGACCCUGAGAAAGAAAAACGAAUAAAGGAAUUAGAGUUGCUACUAAAGUCGACUGAGAAUGAACUGAAAGGGCAGCAGGCAUUACCAACACAGAACCACACAUCCAGCUACCCAGGCUGGCACAGUACAACAAUUGUCGACCAUACCAGACCUCAUGGUGACAGUGCACCUGUUUCCUGUUUGGGAGAACAUCACUCUGCUCCAUCUUUACCAGUGGACCAUGGCUGUUUACCUGAAGAGAGUGCAUCCCCAGCAAGGUGCAUGAUCGUUCACCAAGGCAAUAUUCUGGAUAAUGUUAAGAACCUCUUAGAAUUUGCAGAAACACUCCAGUUUAUAGAUUCUGAUUCUUCAUCAUGGUGUGACCUCAACAGUUUUGAAUUCUUUGAAGAAGCAGAUAUUUCACCUAGUCAACAUCACUCAAACAAGGCCAUACAACUUCAGCAAAGAGAGGGCAGUGUGUAUAGACCUGAAGGAUAUAUUAGCACAAACUUGAGCAAAUGCAUGUUGAGUCAGGGUUUACUUGACUCAUCCAAGUCCUUACCUACCACCGCAAGGCACAGCACAAUUCCACUCGUCAUCCUUCGAAAAAAAAGGGGGCAUGCGGGCUCCCUAUCUACUGGAGACUAUAGCUCAUUCAUAUUUUCUGACGUCAGCAAUUCCACUCCCAAGCGUUCCCCUGACAAAAGUCUACCCUUCUCUCCCUCUCAGUUCUUAAACACUUCUAAUAACCAUGAAAAUAUGGAUAUGGAUAUGCCUACUUUAACUUCCACCCCACUCAAUGGUCAUAAAUUGACUGUUACAACACCAUUUCACAGAGACCAAACUGUUAAACUUCAAAAGGAAAAUAAUAUUUUCAGAACACCAGCUAUAAAAAGGUCAAUAUUAGAGAGUUCUCCAAGAACUCCAACUCCAUUCAAACAUGCCCUUGCUGCACAAGAAAUAAAAUAUGGUCCUUUGAAGAUGCUACCUCAGACACCAUCUCAUCUUGUAGAAGAUCUGCAAGAUGUCAUCAAACAAGAAUCUGAUGAAACAGGAAUUGUAUCAGGUUUUCAUGAAAACAGUCCACCUUUGUUAAAGAAGAUCAAGCAAGAGGUGGAAUCUCCAACUACUAAAACAGGAAACUUCUUCUGCUCCAAUCAUUGGGAAGGACAGAAUUUAAACACUCAGCUAUUCACACAGGCAUCUCCUAUGGAAGAUGUGCCAAAUCUUCUUACAAGUUCUGUUUUAAUGAUGCCAGUAUCAGAAGAUGAUCUCAAAACGUUUACAGUACCUAGAAAUAGAUCCUUGGCUAGCCCUUUGCAGCAUCUUAGUAAUGCCUGGGAAUCUGUAUCCUGUGGGAAGACAGAAGAUCAAAUGAUGGCCUCUGAUCAAGGACGGAAAUAUAUAAAUGCAUUUUCUACCAGGACUCUGGUCAUGUGAGACUCUUUCAGACAAGCAUUAUGGUUUUCAGAACACUUCAGAAUGACGUGGGAUUUACCAUUCCUCUACAUGAAUCUCUUCAUGAAUGGGAGAAGGACCUAUUUUUGUUGUGGUACAACAGUUGGGAGCAGCACCAAGUGCAUCUUUAGUCACUGAGCAUAUUCUUGUUGGAUUUCACCCAACUAAAAUAAUUUUUAUAUAAAUGACAGUUCUACCUAAAUUAUUAGGUAAUAAAUUAUAAUCAGUUAUUAAAUAUCUUAAUGCAGAAUUUUAAAAAAUUUAAAUGAUUUCCCCCCUGUAUUUUUGAAGAUCCAACAGACCAGUAUUGUUUUCCUGUGAUGACUUGCUUUGGAAUUUUGUAUAAAGAACAGGUACUCAAACAUUUCUCUUUCUAAAUCACUAAACAGAAUUCAUUGAUAUGAGACAAAUCAGUAAAAGCAUUACUAUUAAUGUUAGUUUAAUACCAAGGGAAAACUAGUCAAAACUGUAAACGCUCAUGGUGACAAAGUUUGAAGUACUCUGAUUUUGUUACUGUACUAAACCUUGUUUUGUGUGUUUUGUUUUUGGUUAGCUUGCUUUAAAAAUUGUUACUGUAUGAAACAUAGUUUUAUGAGAACAAAUUAUAUUUUUAUUCAAUAAUUUAAUUUUGUAAAUGCCAAAUGGAUAAUGUGUUUUGCUGCUAUGAACUUUUAGCAUAUAGACAUGCUGCUAGUGUAAAGGAGGCAGUAGAGCUUAAUUCAAAAAGGAAACAAACUUGGUUUUAGCUAAUUGGCUUUGCCUUAGAAUUUCUGACUUUUUUUUUUAUUUUUUAUAUAUACAUACUUAUUUUCCUUUUGUAAUGCAUUGGGAGUUUUAUUCUGGGAGAUUCUAUGUUCGUUUGGUUUUUUGUUGGUUUGAAAAGCAUGUGUUGCACCUUCUUUUAUUUUUGGGAGAUCUCUGUGUUGUUCAUGUUGUCUGUUCUGUUUUGGUCAGUAAAUCAAUUAAUCAAUAAGAAUUUAUUAAUUACCUACUAUAUGCCAGGUGCUGUGCUAAGCACUGGAGAUACAAAGAAAGGCAAAAACAAAAGAACCCAGGUCCCCUUUUCAAGGAAAUCACAUUCUAAUGGGGAACACAAUAUGCAAACAGUUAUAGUGACAGGAAUAAAUUGGAGAUGAUCAACAGAGGGAAGGUACUAGGAUUAAGGGAGAUGGGGAAAGGCUUCUUGUUUCAUAUUCCAGCUGAUCAUUCCUUAAUUCAACUUUUAUAUAUUUGAUUGGUGAUCCAAUUGUUUAAAAUUGUAUGGUUCUGAGUAUUGCCAUACUUAGCUUUCACAGAUCUGCAGCUAUAGAGGUAGAACACUGAUAUUGAUAGCUAAGCCUGACUUUGCUGCCUUAAUAAUAUUUUGUGCAGGCUAAUCUGCACUUAAUUUUUGAUAUGACAAUGUACUUAACUGCCUUGUAGAAAAAUAAAGUUGUGUCCCUAUUUUACUUA